AUGGCCUCUGUCGGCUCCAUGGCCGAGAAGCAGCCGCUCCGACGUCUUCAAAAUCCAGUUGACCACUCCCGUCCUGCUCCCAUUCUGCUUGUUGGCAAUCUAUUUGGCCAGCCCCCUGUCCUCCGCAGCGAAACCCAGGGACAACCAGCAAGUUCAGAGAAUGGUGAUGAAUGGCUCGGAUAUCAACCGGCCCCUUCUCCACUCUUUGAUUCUGCAGCCAAGCGCAUGUCUGUCACUCUCUGCUGCUGUUGUUGGGCAGCAGCGGCUUCAGUCCCAACUCCUAUAGCCGCAUUCACGAUGGGCGAUUUCGGGUCAGGUCUGUUACCCGAAGUGACACUGCCGCCACUGGAGGCAGCAGAACCAACAGCGACAGAGGACGAAAUCCAUGUCCUAGUUACUGGGUUUGGACCCUUCAAGACCAACCCACUCAAUCCCUCAUUUCUGAUCACUUCUGCUCUUCCUGCGACUACAACCACAGCUUCGUCGUCAACGUCAACACCACGCACCAUCCGGAUCCAUGCCCACCCUGCUCCGAUCCGAGUCUCAUAUUCCGCCGUGCGGGUUGCGGUGCCGACCAUUUUAGAUGCCUUUAAACGCGCACACCAUGGCCAAGCCCCUGAUUUGAUAGUACAUGUCGGGAUGGCGUCCACGCGGCACUACUAUUCUGUGGAAACUAGGGCGCAUCGUGAUGGAUAUCCCAUUACAGACGUAGAUGGACAAUUGGGUUACGACGACGGAGAAGCAUUGUGGAAACAGGAUGGGCUGCCUGACGUAUUGCGUCCUGGGCUGCCCCCGACAGAUUCCCCCCAUCUUUCUUCUCCCCAUGCACUUACAGAAUCCUCCGAUCCCAAGCUUCCCAUCCGCAUAACCCCGUCCCCGCUAGAUGCAGCGUUUUUGGAACGGUGGGCGGUCUUAUCUUCCGCCAAAAGCCGAUUUAAGGUUGUCGGACGACGCCGGGAGGUAUCUCUGCGAGUUCAUAUAUUAUACCAGCAUGGCAUACGCGUACAAACAAGGGGACAAUCGGAACAUUGUGUUCCUGCAUGUCCCUGGUUGGACGGAUCAAGCAAGCGUCGAAAACGGGAGAGACGUGGUUAUUGGGCUGAUAAAAGCAUUGGUUGCCUGCUGGGUUGA
Uncinocarpus reesii 1704 is the source of this 1131-nucleotide messenger RNA. RefSeq lists its product as uncharacterized. The coding region runs from base 1 to 1131 and encodes 376 amino acids. The record is from RefSeq and is a predicted model, not a curated record. Lineage: Eukaryota; Fungi; Ascomycota; Eurotiomycetes; Onygenales; Onygenaceae. Gene Ontology annotation, biological process: proteolysis. The transcript has 4 exons.